Molecule: messenger RNA, 2271 nt
Organism: Sphaeramia orbicularis (orbiculate cardinalfish)
Lineage: Eukaryota; Metazoa; Chordata; Actinopteri; Kurtiformes; Apogonidae
Exons: 11
Coding region: 166-2121 (651 amino acids)
Biological process (GO): non-canonical Wnt signaling pathway; canonical Wnt signaling pathway
Cellular component (GO): plasma membrane
Molecular function (GO): Wnt-protein binding; Wnt receptor activity
Source: RefSeq, a predicted model, not a curated record
UUAUUGUCAUGUGAGUUUACUAAAGGUCCUAAAUCAGCGCCUUGUUUGUAGGAACUCGAUUCGUGGAUGCCUACUCCACCUCCUGAGAACACUGGGAGGAACACACGGGUCCCAAACCUCCAGAACUUCUCCUCAGCAGUGGAGGACAGUCUGUUUCUCUGAACCAUGAAGAACCUGGUCUUACUGGUUUUGGGUUUGUUGCUGUGUGCCAAGCAGGCAAUGCAAAACAGAGCAAACUGCAGACUGGUUACAGCCACCUUUUGCCAGGGUGUGGGCUACACCACCACCCAGUAUCCAAACGGGGCUCCGGGCUACAUGCUGCAGCCCACGGGUCAGAUCGUGGAGACGGCCUGUUCAGCCAACGUUGGCAUCCUCAUGUGUCGCGUGGUUGUGCCUGAAUGUGGCUCUGAUGACGACAGCCGCCUGAAGCCCUGCAGAGCUCUGUGUGAAAAGGUCAAGAGUGACUGUGACUCUACUCUCAGAUCCAAGAGGCUCACCUGGCCCUCAAAGCUCCGAUGUGAGACUUUACCAACAUCCAACUGUGUGCAGGGCCCACCCAGUCGUCCCCCUCCAACACCACCUCCUACAUGUCAGACCAUCACUAUUCCUCUCUGCACAGGCCUGUCCUACACAGAGACCGUCCUGCCCAACAUCCUCGGCCACAGAACCCAAGAAAACGCAGGUCUGGAAGUAGGGCAGUUUUAUCCACUAGUGAAGGUGGAGUGCUCCCCUCAGUUGAAGCCCUUCUUAUGCUCCGUCUACACCCCUGAGUGUGUGUCAGGAAGACCUCGACCUCCCUGCAGAACGCUGUGUGAAAAGGCCCGAUCAGGCUGCGAACCGCUGAUGACGAAGUUCGGCUUCAGUUGGCCUGAAAGCUUGAAAUGUGAAGCCUUUACAACAGAGUCCUGUGAACAAGGUCCAGACUUCCUUUUGCCCCCAACACCACCUCCAACAUGUCAGACCAUCAGUGUUUCGCUCUGUUCAGGUCUGUCGUACACCCAGACGGUCAUGCCCAACGUCCUCGGCCACAGGACUCAGGAUGAAGCAGCUCUGGACUUGCAAACAUAUCAACCACUGAUACAGGUGGAGUGCUCUCCUCAUCUGAAGUCUUUCUUAUGCUCCGUCUACACCCCUGAGUGUGUGUCAGGAAGACCUCAACCUCCCUGCAGAACGCUGUGUGAGGAGGCUCGAUCUGGAUGUGAAUCGCUGAUGACAAGGUUUGGCUUCACUUGGCCAGAAUCUCUGAGAUGUGACGCAUUCACCACAGAUUCCUGUGAACAUUAUGGUGUUGGUAGCAGCGGGGGUCUCUGUAAGCCCAUCACCAUCCCCAUGUGUCAGGAUCUGUCCUACAACAUGACCAUCGUCCCAAACCUCCUCGGACACACAAGUCAAAGAGAGGCCGCCGUGCGGAUGUCCUUCUUCAACUCUAUUGUGCAAACCGUGUGUUCCGUGGACAUACGCCUCUUCUUAUGCAUGGUCUACGCCCCCAAGUGUGUGCUGGGGGAAGUGCAGCGGCCUUGUAGGUCUUUCUGUGAGAAAGCCAAACAGGGCUGUGAGAGUCACAUGAACAAUUUUGGCGUUUCCUGGCCGGUGGAGCUGCGAUGUGAAUCAUUUCCGACUGAAAGAUGUAUCACAGAGGACAACAGAUCUGGGAUGCUGAGUGCUGAAGAUGUUCUUGCUCGACUAAACGCUGGUGGCUAUUCUGUUCAUGGAAAAACUCUGAGUCUGAGAACAGCCCACCUGCUGCUGACUCUGAUGGAUACAGAUAAUUCUGGAGACCUGGAGGUGGUGGAGUUCUUCAACCUGGAGCACUAUGCAGCUGUAGUGAGGAGGGAGUAUGUGGAGAGCUACGAGAAGAGGAGACCACCUGCUGUGACUGAAGUCCAGAUGAGAAAGGCCCUGGUUGCCCGCGGAUUCAGUCUGGAUGAGGACACUUUCAAGACUCUGUGGCGCGAGUACAGAAACAGAGAUGGAAUCGACUACGACGAGUACAUGGCCGCCAUCACUAAACUUCAGAUUCUCAAAGAUCGUUUUGUGGCCAAUCGGCUGAACGUACCCUGUGUCGACUGUUACGUGGCCAGCUUCUCCUUCAUGCAGUUCAUAAAAGCAGCAAUAAUCUGAGGAUCAAACAGGAGCUCAGCUGAAUGAACUGAAGAAACAUUUUAGCAGCUGUUCGGUGGCACUGACAUAACAUAGACAGUAACAACUCCACUACGCAUCAUUAUGAACACAUCUUUACCAUUGAAAGAGAAUUAAAUAUUGGAAAUACAA